This is a messenger RNA of Seriola dumerili (greater amberjack), 1119 nucleotides long. RefSeq names its product protein LSM14 homolog B-like. Bases 1 to 1119 code for a protein of 372 amino acids. Gene Ontology annotation, molecular function: mRNA binding. The transcript is spliced from 8 exons. The record is from RefSeq and is a predicted model, not a curated record. NCBI's taxonomy places the organism in Eukaryota, Metazoa, Chordata, Actinopteri, Carangiformes, Carangidae.
AUGAGUGGAGGAUCAGGAACCCCUUACAUCGGCAGUAAAAUAAGUUUGAUUUCCAAGGCACAGAUUCGUUAUGAGGGAAUAUUGUCCUCUGUCGACACAGACAGGUCCACGGUUGCUUUAGCCAAAGUUAAAUCCUAUGGGACAGAGGACCGACACACUGAUAGACCAGUGCCACCAAAAGAUGAAAUUUAUGAAUACAUAAUUUUCAGAGGAAGUGACAUCAAGGAUAUCACUGUGUCAGAACCACCAAAACCACACCAUGGUCUGCCUCGUGACCCUGCUAUUGUGCAGUCAUCCAUUGGCAGCUCCUCUGCUGCAUAUCACCCACGAUGGAGUCCAUACAGGGACAUGAUGCCCACCUACAACCAGCUGGCAGCUAGCUCUCUACUCAACCAGCAGUACAAUGCAGCACUGGGCCUAGUACCAGGACUUCAUGGCAUCCCAGCCAGAAGGGCCCCCAUGGUCGAGCAGGCUGUCCAGACCAUGCCACUGGCCGGUGCUGCCCAGAGAAGGGGAAAGACAUCAACCCAGCCGCAGAGCAGACAGCCUGUCCGCCCGACCCAGCGCUCGGGCCGGGAUGGUUCCCAGUUUCAGAAGGAGAAUGUACCCACCAAUCGGGCGUCAUCUCAGCCAACUGCAGUCAAGAUUCAAAGUCAGAGUACUGAGAACCAGAAGCAAAGGCAAAAACAAGGCGGUCGCAGGUCCAGGAACCGAAGCAGAGGCCAACUUCUCGUGAAAAACUCAAAGGCUACAACUUUGCAGUUUGAGUCAGAUUUUGAUUUUGAAACUGCAAACGCUCAGUUUAAAGAUGACCUUACAAAGGAGGUUGUAGUUGAAAAAGUGGAUUCUGCAGAGGCGCCAGAGAGUCAGGGUAUGGAGGAGGAGGAGGAAACUGUCGGUGAUAAGUACUAUGACAAAGCCAAAUGCUUCUUUGACAACAUCUCAUCGGACCUUAAGCCCAGGAGAACCACGUGGGCAGAGGAGAAAAAGUUGAACAUGGAAACAUUUGGAGUGCCUGGUCGCUUCCUGAGAGGCCGAGGAUUCAGAGGCCGGGGACACAGAGGGCAGAGCACCGCUGAGCAGCGACCCCUCCCAAAAGUUGGUAGUGGGAGGGUUUGA